AUGCUUGGUUUGGCAGUUCUCUGCUAUGCCACUACUGCAAUGGCAAAGAACACUCGAUUCCUCAACUUCUUCCCAGUCUACCGAAACGACUUCAUUCAAAUCCGCGACGGUCCAUGUGCUGCAGAAUUCGCCCUGAAACAAGCCGGUGCAGAAGUCUGUCGGAGUCUCCUCAGUUGCAUGCUAGAAAACACAAGCGAAGUCAUCAAAGGAGACAUGGGAAGUGGAAUCGUCGUAUUAGGCCUGGGACCAACAAUUCUUACAUUCCUCGGUUCAGGCACAGCAGAAACCAGUCUUCUGGCAAGACGCCGACCAUUACUCGCACUCCUCAUUGCAACAGGCUCUCCAUCAGUCAGCCCUCUCCCAACUUUCGUUUACCCAAACCCGAUAGAAGAACUGGAAGCAAGAGACAACCACCUUGCUAUAAUGCAGUUCUCGCCUAUACAAGCAAUUUUCGUGUCGAUUCUGGAAUAUGCUCUUGUAAUGGGAGCUAUCGUGAACGUGUAUAUGACAGCUUUCUACAUGGGAUCUUGGAGCAUUAACACGAUUAGCUGUGACGAUCUUUAUUAUCCUCUGCUUUGGGCUGUGACUACGCUUUUCAUUCACAUCUUCGCCUCAUGGUGUCUAGCACUGCGAGUAGUUACGCCAGAGAACAAUGAAGGCAGCCGAAAUCAGAUGAAAGAAAGGUUAUUUCAAAGAAUCAGGCAUGAAAUCACACCCUGUAUCACACACAAUAAACUGGAAUUGAUUUGGAAACCGGAGAGCUAUUUAUUCGUCGCGAUAUCUUGGUGGACUUCUUUGCUUACAGUAGUGCAUCUGUUAUACGGGACGGUUGCAUUCAGUUCCAUCCAAUUUAUAGGAUAUGUCGACAGUAUCCAGAUUCUUGCCAGGUUUAUGGGCUCCGCUGUGGUUUGCCGCGCGGUUUUGAUGUUUGAGCUUGCUGGCAUGCGAAACGCCCUGAAAUACGAGAGCCCGCAAGAGGAGUACUCUCUAGUGCGAGUGUCUCAGACUAUGUUGCCUUCAGAUCAUGAGAUCUGA
Messenger RNA from Penicillium manginii, 1035 nucleotides. RefSeq lists its product as uncharacterized. The transcript has 2 exons. The coding region runs from base 1 to 1035 and encodes 344 amino acids. The record is from RefSeq and is a predicted model, not a curated record. NCBI's taxonomy places the organism in Eukaryota, Fungi, Ascomycota, Eurotiomycetes, Eurotiales, Aspergillaceae.